This is a messenger RNA of Neoarius graeffei (lesser salmon catfish), 2559 nucleotides long. Its product is annotated as extracellular calcium-sensing receptor-like. Gene Ontology annotation, biological process: G protein-coupled receptor signaling pathway. Gene Ontology annotation, molecular function: G protein-coupled receptor activity. The record is from RefSeq and is a predicted model, not a curated record. The transcript has 6 exons. Gene Ontology annotation, cellular component: membrane. Lineage: Eukaryota; Metazoa; Chordata; Actinopteri; Siluriformes; Ariidae. The coding region runs from base 1 to 2559 and encodes 852 amino acids.
AUGGAGUCAAUAUUUACCAUCUUCCAUGUGGUAAUGGCCAUUAUCAAUUCAUAUACUGCAGAAGAAACUGCUUGCAGUCUGCAUGGAGAGCCUGCAUACCCACAACUAUGGAAGGAUGGUGAUAUCUUAGUUGGAGGAAUUUUCCCAUUCCAUUUUACGUGGGAGAAGACAGACUUGUCUUAUAUAGUUAUGCCACCAACAAUGAAGUGCAUGAGUAUUGGAUUCAGGGCCUUCCAGUAUUCACAGACCUUGAUUUAUGCAAUAGAGGAAAUCAACAACAGUUCAUCUUUACUUCCUGGGGUCUCACUGGGCUACAAAAUCUAUGAUACCUGUGGUUCUGCAGCACAGGGAGUUAAAGUAGCGAUGGCAUUUGUGAAUGGAAAUAAGAACUCCACUUUAGAUCAGAUCUGCACAAAGCCAGCCCAGGUACAGGCCAUAAUAGGAGAGACAUAUUCAUCAGUGUCCAUGGCUAUAGCGAAGAGUAUUGGACCUUUCAGCAUCCCCUUAAUAAGUUACUAUUCUACCUGUGAAUGUCUCAGUGAUAAAAGGAAAUAUCCCUCAUUUCUGCGCACUAUUCCCAGUGAUUAUUACCAGACCAUAGCACUUGCAGAGAUGGUCAAGCACUUUGGUUGGACCUGGGUAGGAGCAAUAAGAAGAGAUGAUGACUAUGGUAACAGUGGGAUGGCUGCAUUUAUUAAAAUUGCAGAACAACUGGGUAUAUGCUUGGAAUAUUCACUUCCAUUUUUUCGAACAUAUUCCCAAGAAAAAAUCUUGAGAAUCGUUGAGCAAAUCAAAAGCUCUACAUCUCGAGUGAUACUAGGAUUUGUCACUCCCAGGGAAUUUGAGAUUUUGCUUCAUGUAUUUUUUGAAUACAACAUCACUGGAUAUCAGUGGGUGGGAACUGAGGGGUGGAUUGCUGAUCCAGUGGCAGCCACACUGGAUAAAUACAAUAUAUUGCAAGGAGCCAUAGGGCUAGCUAUUCCCAAAACAACAGUAACAGGUCUGAAGGAUUUCAUUCUAGAUGUAAAACCACUGAAAUCAGUAGGCAGUGCCAUUUUUACAAAAUUCUGGGAGGCUUUGUUUACUUGUGCAUAUAGAGGACAGAAUAAUUCAGGAGAUAUACCUGUGUGCACAGGUGAAGAAAAACUGUCUGAUGUGAAAAACACAUUCACUGAUAUGUCCAUGAUGCCAAUUUUCAGUAAUGUGUAUAAGGCAGUAUAUGCCAUUGCCCAUACACUCCAUGAACUUCUUGGCUGCAAACAAACAUGCCCUACAAACAAGCAGCCUGAUCCUUUCACGUUUCUACAACACCUGAAAAAAGUGCAUUUUAAGACAAAAGAAGGUGAAUAUGUUUACUUUGAUGAAAAUGGUGAUCCCCCAGCAAAAUAUGAAAUAAUAAACUGGCAAAAAACUAAAGAACAUCAGUAUGAAUUUGUCACUGUUGGACUUUAUGACUCCUCUGUUCCUGCUCAGAAUCGAUUAGCAGUAAACAUGGCCUCGAUUGUCUGGGCAAAAAAUAGAAAUCAAGUACCAAAAUCUGUAUGUAGUGAUAGUUGCCCCCCUGGCACAAGGAAAGCUGUGCAGAAAGGAAAGCCGAUCUGCUGUUUUGACUGCAUACCAUGUGCUGCUGGAGAAAUCAGUAAUAUGUCAGAUUCAGUUGAAUGUGAACAAUGCGAGCAAGAUUACUGGUCAAAUGCAAUCAAGAAUAAAUGUGUAAAGAAGGAAAUUGAAUAUUUGUCCUAUAAGGAAACUAUGGGAAUUUUACUAACAGUGGUUUCUAUUGUUGGUUCAUUUAUGACAAUACUAACAGCAAUCAUAUUUUUUAAAUAUAAAAAUACACCUAUAGUCAAAGCCAACAACUCUGAGCUCAGCUUCCUUCUGCUCUUCUCACUGGCUCUCUGUUUCCUUUGUUCACUUACUUUUAUUGGGCAGCCUUCUGAGUGGUCCUGUAUGCUGCGCCACACAGCAUUUGGGAUCACCUUCGUACUCUGCAUAUCCUGUGUACUGGGGAAAACAAUAGUGGUAUUAAUGGCCUUCAGGGCUACACUUCCAGGGAGCAAUGUCAUGAAAUGGUUUGGGCUUCCACAACAGAGACUCAGUGUUCUUGUCUUCACUCUUAUCCAGGUUCUUAUUUGUGUGCUUUGGUUGACAAUAUCCCCUCCUUUCCCCUUCAAAAAUCUAAAGCACUAUAAGGAAAAGAUCAUUCUUGAAUGCAAUUUGGGCUCACACUUAGGUUUCUGGGCUGUGCUGGGUUACAUAGGGUUUUUAGCACUUUUAUGUUUUAUUUUAGCUUUUCUGGCUAGGAAGCUUCCAGAUAAUUUUAAUGAAGCUAAAUUCAUCACAUUCAGCAUGCUAAUGUUCUCUGCAGUUUGGAUUACUUUUAUUCCAGCUUAUGUAAGUUCACCUGGAAAAUUUACUGUAGCUGUGGAAAUAUUUGCGAUUUUAGCAUCAAGCUUUGGUUUACUAUUCUGUAUCUUUCUGCCAAAGUGUUACAUAAUCAUCUUGAAACCAGAGAAAAACACUAAAAAGCAAAUCAUGGGAAAGGUGUCGGUUGAAUAA